This is a messenger RNA of Pogona vitticeps (central bearded dragon), 3096 nucleotides long. It is a transcript of the gene POU5F1, whose product is annotated as POU class 5 homeobox 1. NCBI's taxonomy places the organism in Eukaryota, Metazoa, Chordata, Lepidosauria, Squamata, Agamidae. The record is from RefSeq and is a predicted model, not a curated record. Gene Ontology annotation, molecular function: RNA polymerase II cis-regulatory region sequence-specific DNA binding; DNA-binding transcription factor activity, RNA polymerase II-specific. Gene Ontology annotation, biological process: regulation of transcription by RNA polymerase II.
UUUUAUUUUUUGGCUAGCCACGAUGAUGUCUUUCUUCUCCCCACCGGCUGGCAUUGGAGGUCAUCUCGCCUUCUGCAUAAUCCCUCUCAGCUGGUAAUCUCCCCUUGACUGUUUUUUUUGGCAGAGGGAAGCUCAGGUCUUUCGAUAUAUAUUUUUGGUACCUUUCCCUCACCUCUUCUGCUCUACCCUGGGGUGUUUUUUCUCUCUCUCCUCUCUCUUCCUCACCCUCAUCUCUUCGGAAUUGCUGGGUUUCCCUUUUUUUUUUUGGAAAAUAACGAAGGAUGAGAAAUUGAAUCCUUAUUUUUGGGGAUAACAGUGGGUUUCCUCACUUCUGAAGUGCUUGCUGGAGGCAUUCUUUGCUUAACCUCCGUUUUUUUGGGUUCCUCCUUCUCACUCCCCAAGUUUAAGGGAGUGAAAAAUUAAACUUGGCUUUCCAGCUUUAUUGGAUUGAAUGUAUUGAAUCCUUGGGUUUUGUUGUCCUUGUGGUGGUGGUUCUUGCAAGUUUUUUUUUUUUUUAGCUAUAAGGGCCUGAAGAAGUAGGGAAGAGUUUGUCCUGGUGAACUUUUGAGCAAAGGGGAGGAAGAUUUUCUGCCUCUCCAAUUUUUUUAAAUCUUCUGACUACCCUGGGAUCCUUCUCUGUAAAGUAUAACUAUUUUGGGUCCCCCUGACUUUUUUUUAAAAAACGUUUUCAAAUCCAAAGCUUGACGUAUACGUCUCUAGAUAGCUGACUAAAGUCAAGCUUUGAGAGGCAAUCGCAAUGGCUGGUCACUUGGGUCGGGAACUAGGUCACCCUUAUGCUUUUCCUGUCCAAGGCCUUAUUAACAAUAUAUCUCCUUUAUCCCACCAUGAAGCUACUGGGGGCUUCUUGACUGAAACCUUUAGUGGAGCGAGUGCUGGACAAGCCUUUGGAUUCAGAGCCGAAUACGGCCCACAAGUGGGGCUGAUGGAGCCCCAUCCAGGCAGUAGUGAAAACCUCCGAACUUGGUACCCCUACCCCAGCGGUGGGGAUGCCUUGCCCGCCCACCGCCCGGUGGUUAUGAGGGGUCCUUAUGGGGUCCCUCAAUCUGGGGAGGCCUGUGAAAACCCAAGGCCGGAGAUCAGGACUGAGCAAGACUAUGACCAACCGGGGCCCUAUUUUGUGCCCCGCCACGCUGUGCCCCUUGCUGCUGCCUGUGUCACACCUGACAGCAGUGGGGAGGCCACUUUGCCGGGCAAUGAGCCCCAGCCUUCUAGUAGCCCAGCUAGCCAAGAGAAAGAGCCGCACAGCGAUGACUGCAGUCCCCAGAAGGACAGAACCCAAAGCCCCGGUCAGAAGACUUUGGGAGCCGUCAAGGAAGAAGGUGGAAGCGGUGACGAUGAGGAGAACACUACCACAGAGGAACUGGAGCAGUUCGCCAAGGAGCUGAAGCACAAAAGGAUCACGCUAGGUUUCACUCAAGCUGACGUUGGAAUUGCCCUGGGCUUGCUGUAUGGGAAGAUGUUUAGCCAGACCACCAUCUGCCGCUUCGAAGCCUUGCAGCUGAGCUUCAAGAACAUGUGCAAACUGAAGCCGCUUCUCAAGCGUUGGUUGGAGGAGGCCGACACCAAUGAAAACUUGCAAGAGCAACUGUGCUCCAUGGAGGCAGCCGUGGUCCAAGCUCGGAAGCGCAAACGGACCAGCAUUGAGGACCCUACGAAGGACGUCCUCGAGGCUUACUACCAGCGCUGUCCCAAGCCCAACCUGCAGGAGAUCACUCAGCUGGCUGAGGACCUCGGAAUGGAGAAAGAUGUGGUUCGUGUCUGGUUCUGCAAUCGUCGCCAGAAGGGCAAGCGCAACAUGGGAGUAGCUCCUCAGAACUGUGAGGGCCUUGCUUUCUCCCCCGGCCCGCUGCAACCUGGGCCCACCUACGUGCCCCAGCCCCAGGGCUACGGACCCCCUGCGCUUACGGCUGUCUUCCUCCCCCCGUUUCACGAUGGCGAGGCCUUUGUCCCUGCCCCAUCUGGCUCUGCAGUUGUGGGUCACCCUAUGCAUUCCAGCUGAAGGGCCCUUUUAACCAACCCACCCCCUCCCUCUGACUUUUUAAUCCAAAGGAUAUCCUACUUUUGACUUCUUCUUUUUUCUUUUUCUCUUUUUUUUUAAGCACUAGGUCCCUUUAGGAGGCUCCUAGGAUUGGUUUGUUCAGUUGUUCUUGUUGUUUUUGUCUCUUUUUUAAAAAAACAUUAUAAAUCAGGGAUACAGAUCUUCACAGCAAAGAUCUUCAUUAAAAUCGUGAUCACUAGUCACAGCUUAGACUUGAUACUAAAGUCUGAGCUGUGGCUUGUAAUCAUGAUUUUAAUCUAUUCUUAUUACAUUCUCAAAGUAAAAUGUGCUUCUAGAUGCUUUUAGAAUAAAGUUAUUUUUCCCCUCUGACAAUAGGCUUUAGUUCCCUAGAGCCCACAGUGUUUGCUGAUUUCCGUUACAGUCGUAGAUAUGUAAGUGAAGAGGAAAUUAAUCCGGUAAUAUCCUGACUCUUUUCUUCCCCAUCCUUUUCAGUAAUGAAAAGGACCUGCAAUAUUUACUCCCUAAAUAACACUGUCCUGUUAAAAUCACUGGGGUUCAGAAAUGCUUUAGAUAGUGUUAUUUGGGGAAAUAGCAGAUGAGAUUUAAAAAUCGUACUAUUUUCAAUAGGUAGGUGGGGAAUCAGGAACUUGAAUUGUACUUUAGAGCAAUGAGGAUCAUUCACUCCAGAGCCAAUGUCUGUAUGUCUCCUGUUAAAUGGCAUGACGGAGGAUUUACACCAUCUUAAACUCAUGGAAGAGUCAUUUAUAACAGUGACUCUUCCUUGAGUUUAGCAUGGUGUAUAUUCCUUUUCCCCUUCCUUGUGGCAUUCCAGGUUCUGAAAACCAGUAAGGAGACAUCUAAGAUUUCUUCAGUACUUCCUUCCCUCAUAUAUUUGCUUUUCAAUAAUUACUAUUUUUUGGGUGUGGGAGAGGAAUUGUCAUAUUUUCUCUGGUGGGGGAGAGGUUUUAAUGUUUUUAAGAAUAAAAUCAAUUUGGUCUCUGUACUCAAAAUGUCUUAAUGUGCUCUUGGCACUCUGAAUUGUAUGCAUGAGACCCCUAAUAAAAUUCUUAACCAUA